GCUGCUGGUAUAUUCAGAAGAUACCAGGAUAUCGCGAGGGUGAAAAAGAAUUUGUAAAAUAUUAGUGAAUUUAACUCGGUCUUCAAUAAAGUGAAUAUUUGUCUUCAAUUGAUUUACUAUUUAAUCUACUAUACAAAUCGCCACGAAGGUUUAUUUGUUGAAUGCAACGAGACUACUGCUUCAAACUGUUCGAAAUGCGGACACGGAUGAAUCCUAUUUGUUUCUUCUGUUGCUUGCUUGUUACCAUUAUCGGAAUAACGAUUACCUGUGCCGAGCCGGAACCCAUGACUAGAUUAACUAGACCACCGCAGAUCUCCAACUCAAACGUUCAGCUACAGCGAUACGCCGAUUCGGUUAAAAAUUUUUAUCACAUGUAUGGAAAAUCGAGGCAUGGCAAACGAAGUGAUGCUGCGCCGUUGAUGGAGCUGAAUGCCACUUGGGAGACCCUGAAGAUGAUUCAGGAUGCACAACGGCAAAACGAACAGCGAAGGCAAGAAAACAUCAGACAGAACAAAGAGCAAAUCCUGCUCCGCGACUUUCCGAACUUGGACGCCAACGAGUAUACGUUAUACGAUGUUACACGAUCCGGCUCUCUUUCGGACAUAAUUAACAAAUAUUAUAACGAUGUACAAUAAACAAUUUCCAAAACGUCCUUCUUUCUCUCCUAAUAUCGAGAUUAAUUUUCUCUCGAUUCUGA
Molecule: messenger RNA, 697 nt
Organism: Acromyrmex echinatior (Panamanian leafcutter ant)
Lineage: Eukaryota; Metazoa; Arthropoda; Insecta; Hymenoptera; Formicidae
Gene: NPF
Product: neuropeptide F
Source: RefSeq, a predicted model, not a curated record